UGAUAGUUUUGAUUUUGUGGGUAAGAUGUGCUGCGAAUCGGAGCGGCUGGCAUUUGACAGGAGGGAUUCGGAGGCUUGGUAUGUCGUUGUGAGAUCCCAUCGAAUAGGAUUCGUUUUCAGUGUUGUCGUCAUUGCCGCGUUCUCGGACGCGAUAGGAUGGGCGGGUGUAUGCUGAAAAUUAGGCGGGCUCAGGGUUUUUUCCGCUGGGGCAAGAUGGCUUGAGGCAGGUCUGAGCUUUUUCCGAGGUCGACAAAGUUCUUCGAUGUCGUUCUGUAAAAGACUCUGCCCACUCUGGACGCGAGGUCGAUUUUGGGGGCUGGCCUGGACUGCUCGUGCCACAGGUUCAAACGACCUGAGCUGCUUGUGAUCUGGAGCUUGAUACCUGCCAUUCUUGAAGGGAGGCGGCAACGCAGCCUUAGCGACUCGGACAAUGUUCUCGUGCAGCCGAUUGGGACUGCAUGCCGAGAAGUUGCAUAUGACCUUAGAAGUUGUGGACCGGUCAGACGCCAUAUCAAGACUCUAGCGGCUGAUUUCCCGAUGUGAUCGAUAGGACUUCGAACCAGAGCGUCGAGCGGCUCGUGGUGUUCACCGUGUACAACGAAAUUCUUGGCGUGACCAGGUAACUUCUAGAAUGAAGCCUUAUUGUCAUAGCAAAUACAUCAAUCUCUGAUCAAGCAGUAGUACAUCUGGGCAUCUCUCAAAGUGUACCCGCGUUGUUAGAGCAACGGUCACGCCACCGCUGCUGAAGAGAUACUUCUGCUUCUAGUCAAAAUCGCACUAUCAUCAUUGAAAACGAACAUUCUUCUCGCUUCGAGCCUUAACUGCCGCACAGUCGCGACAAAUUUUCUUGUUGCAGGGGCCAGACAUGUUUCCAUUGAUCAGGCAAUGCUGCUUCUUUGUCUGGCUUUUGUAGCCUGGUUGGUUCCAUCGUCGACUCCGCCUAGCUCGAGUACCCUCGCAGUAGGUGUAUGGCAAUGUCAGUGAAAUGACAAAAGAGGCCUCUUCGGUUGUUCUUGUUAUUCUUGUUGUUGUUCUUGUUGUCGUUGCUGGAGAAACACUCAUCACCAGUACCACGCUAUACACUCACUGCCAUCUUGUAUUGCGUACUCCAACAGCAUGUGAAGUCUGCUUUCUUGGCUUUAUAGAUGGACUAGCCAAGUCACAUGAAGUGCUAGGAUGUUCAGAUCACGUGCGCCGGCCUAUCGGAGUCAGGUGGUAUUAUUAGACGCUCCACUCCAAAAUGAAGUUUAGCUUCAAUCACGCCAUUUCUCGUCUCUCUGAGUGGUCGUCCAUCAUCAAAAAAAUGCCAAAAACAGGUCAAAAGCGACUCAAACAUCUCAUCGGCAUGCCGAAAACACUUCUCCACCAUGCGAGACCCUCUCAAGCGCUGAUUGGACGGUUCCCGGCCUCCCGGAGGCUGUCAGCGAGUCAUGUCAAGCAGAUUGCGCCCGUAGAGGCGAGAAAGAGUGGGCCUCUGGGACAUAAACAUGUGCUUUCUGGGGUGAUGAAGGACCAGCGGAGGUUCAUGCAAUGGAAUGGCUUGCGGCAGUCUUCGUCGUGGAGACACACAUCAGAGCCAAAACGAUCGGAUACAAACGGCGUGUUGGUGGCCUUGUUUGGAGCGUCUGCUAUCGCUAUUCUGGCGACGCCGGUCGUCUCCUGGGUGCAAAAUAGCAUCGAUAUCGAUGUUAAAAGCGAGGAGGGGGGCAUACAGAUCGACAAUGAUGGGGACUGUGGCCCUACCAAGUUCCGUCUUUCGGAAGUCGUUCAGCAUGAUCGAUCGUCUUCGAGCAAAUGGGUGAUUCAUGGGACAUCAGUAUACGAUAUCACAUCGUUUGUCGAUGCCCACCCUGGCGGAGAAGUGAUCCUCAGAGCCUGUGGUAGCUCUAUCGAUCCAUACUGGGCUCUGUUCAGCAUACACAACAAACCGGAAGUUCGGAAGAUUCUCGACGAGUACUACAUCGGCGAGCUCGAUGAGCAAGACUUGGAUGAUCGAGGCAGCAUCAAGUGGUCUGGUGUCCAGGGCUGCAGCGUCGAGGAUCCAUUCAGCGACGACCCGGAACGAGACGCUGAACUGAUCGUUCGAACACCGAAACCGUGCAAUGCAGAAACUCCAGGAAGGUUUUUAGGCGACUUCAUCACACCACUGCGCCUGUUUUUCGUUAGACACCACUUAUGGGUUCCCAAGCUUGAUGCAAAGGAACAUGAGCUCAAGAUUGAGCUCUCCGAUGGCGAAGAAUUGACAUAUUCGCUUGAUGACCUGAAGCGGAAGUUUCGCGAACAUACCAUCAGUGUCACUCUCCAGUGUGCGGGUAAUCGCAGGAGUCAUAUGAACGAGUCUACGAAUCGCAAGACAUCUGGACUAGCGUGGGACAUUGGUGCAAUUGGUACCGCAGAGUUCACCGGAGUCCGCUUGCGAGAUGUUUUGCUUGAUGCUGGCUACGAUGUCGACCAGGCAUGUCGAGUGUGCCCAGACAACCCCCAGGCUGAUCAGCACAUCCACCUCUGUGCGCCUUCCGACACAUAUGAGCAGAGCAUACCGCUCCAAACGGCGCUGAACCCUGCUUCGGAUGUGUUGCUGGCAUGGAAGAUGAACGGCGAAGAGAUGCCACGCGAUCACGGUGGACCACUAAGAGCCAUCGUGCCCGGGGUGGUAGCAACUCGAAGUGUAAAGUGGCUGGGCACAGUGCGAAUCAGCUGCGAAGAGUCCCAAUCUAACUGGCACAGCCGGGACUACAAGUGCUUCGCGCCAAAUGUACGAGCUGCAGAUCUCAAGCCAGAAGACUGGGACGCAGCGCAAAGCAUACAGGAAAUGCCCGUGCAGAGUGCCAUCACAGACGUUUGCCGACGAGAUGAUGCCUUGGAACCCAUUCGAGUGCAUGGGUAUGCAUACAGUGGUGGUGGAAGAAAAAUCGUGCGCGUCGACGUCUCAGCAGAUGGUGGAAAGACCUGGGAGCCAGCAUGUCUUCGCAAGGACAACGCUAAAGGUGCAAGGCGGUGGGCAUGGACACAAUGGACCAUUGAAUGGCCAAAGGACAAGCUGCCACCGGGAAAGCCGGAGUUUGUGUGCAAGGCUGUUGACGAAGGGUAUAAUACGCAACCACAGACGUUCGAUGCCACCUGGAACUUCCGUGGGCUCCUCGGUAAUGCUUGGCACAGAGUAUCGCUCGAGGACUGAGAGCGAUGUUGCCCACAAACAGCUGAGCAGGCUCAGAUGAGUUUGUUGUGAUACCCUAGCCAGCGGAUGCGUGAAGUACUUGGUGCACUCAUUGAUUUAUGUAGGCAGUGCUAUUCGGGAUGCGUUUUGUGUAUUGUUGACCAAUGAAAGUUAAGCCAGUUGGAACGAGCCGUAAAACACACAUAGUGCCUUGCUCGCCCCUUUCAUGCAGUAAUGCAUUACAGGCAAUUUCUCGUCCUGCUUUGCGUACUUAGCCAGUUGGUGCACGUCCGAUGUCCUUGGCAGAUACAGCACCACCUCGCUCGAGACAGAGAAGGCAUCGUAGAGGACCUUCAUGUUGUAGGGCUCCAUACAUGACAGGUCGAACACGUCCCAGUCAGUGUAGGAAGGACCACCCCAAGGAGGACUCGCGAAGAUGACGGCAUUCUUAGCAGCGGCCUUCAGACGACCCUUGAGCACCUCGAAUAUGUCACCCUGAAUCCAGAAGAUCUUGCGCGCCACUCCAUAGACAUCAGCAUUAUGCUUUGCGCAGGCGAGGGUCUUGGCGUCCUUCUCCACGGCGAAGAUUUGGCUCCAGCGGCCAGAAAGAGCAAAGGCGAUGACAUUGCCUCCUGCGCCCGCGAAUGCGUCAAUCAGGACCUUCUUCUCCUUGGGCGCCGUUGCAACAUGCUCAGCAAUUUUCUUCGCUAUGGGUUCGGGCGUGACGCCAAACCAUGCAUCGUGGGUCAGCCAGAUGCCUUGGUCGUAUCGGGAAAAGAUGUCGUUGCGCUGCAUCCAGUACUUUUGCAAGUCGCUCGGCACCUCAUCUAGAGACGUGUAGGCGUGAACACCUUCCGGCGGCUCUGUUACUGGUGACAUAUUGU
Sphaerulina musiva SO2202 is the source of this 4041-nucleotide messenger RNA. RefSeq names its product molybdopterin binding oxidoreductase. Lineage: Eukaryota; Fungi; Ascomycota; Dothideomycetes; Mycosphaerellales; Mycosphaerellaceae. The transcript is spliced from 2 exons. Gene Ontology annotation, cellular component: mitochondrion. The record is from RefSeq and is a predicted model, not a curated record. Gene Ontology annotation, molecular function: molybdenum ion binding; heme binding; oxidoreductase activity. The coding region runs from base 1346 to 3178 and encodes 610 amino acids.